Messenger RNA from Polyodon spathula (Mississippi paddlefish), 7544 nucleotides. RefSeq names its product immunoglobulin superfamily DCC subclass member 3-like. Gene Ontology annotation, cellular component: axon; plasma membrane. Bases 188 to 2521 code for a protein of 777 amino acids. The transcript is spliced from 14 exons. Gene Ontology annotation, molecular function: protein binding. Lineage: Eukaryota; Metazoa; Chordata; Actinopteri; Acipenseriformes; Polyodontidae. The record is from RefSeq and is a predicted model, not a curated record. Gene Ontology annotation, biological process: cell-cell adhesion; axon guidance.
CUACAGAGAGAGAGAGAGAGAGAGAGAGAGAAAUGCUGAUAGAUGUGCAAAAUGGCGCAAGCUCACUCGACCCCUUUGAGCCACAAAUUCUUCUAACUGUGGACAUAAGGGUUUAGCGGUUGGUUUCUUUCGCUUUGACCUGGUUUCUUUUUUUUGUAUCCUAAUAUUUUAAUUUCAAGGUGCUUCAAUGGUUUCCAAACGCUGCUACCUGUCCUGUGGCGCACUUGGAUUACUUCUGACCGCUUUAGUGGAGCUCGGUCACUGCACAGAGCUCGCUUUUACAGUGGAACCCAGUGACAUCAUUGCUGUCCAGGAGCAGCCUUUAAUGCUACACUGCCAAGUAGAUGGCAUCCAGCCAAUCACAACGUCGUGGAGGAGAAAUGGUGUGCUCUUAUUGGACGGUGAGAACAAUGGCAUGUUUGUCAAUGGAUCGCUGGUGAUCACCAGGUUCCAGAAGACGAAGGCCGACGGGUCCUCGGAUGAAGGGGACUAUGACUGCGUCGCCCAGAACCACUUUGGGCUGGUGGUCAGCCGGAAAGCAAAAGUGCAGGCUGCAACGAUGACUGAUUUCCACGUCCACCCCCAGUCGGUGCAGGUUGAGGAGGGGGGAGUCAGCCGCUUCCAGUGCCACAUUCACGGCCUGCCUGAGCCGCUCGUCAGCUGGGAGAAGAAUGGGGUGCCGGUUGACACAGACAACGAGAGGUACACACUCUUACCCACCGGCGUGCUGCAGAUCACAGGAGUCCGUGCCGAGGACAGCGGGAUCUUCCGCUGCGUUGCCGCCAACAUCGCCAGCGUCAAGCGCAGCCUGGAGGCCAGGCUCACUGUAUCAGGCUCUCAGUCAGCUGUUUACAAAGAACCCAUGAUUCUGGUUGGCCCCGAGAACCUCACACUGACAGUUCACCAGACCGCCAUAUUGGAAUGCGUUGCUACGGGAUACCCGCGACCCAUCGUGUCCUGGAGCCGGCUGGAUGGCCGCCCGAUUGGAGUGGAAGGCAUCCAGGUGCUGGGCACAGGGAACCUGAUGAUCUCUGACCUCACAGUGCAGCACUCUGGGGUGUACGUGUGUGCGGCAAACAAACCCGGGACCCGUGUUCGAAGGACUGCUCAGGGUCGCCUUGUUGUGCAAGCCCCUGCAGAGUUUGUACAGUCCCCGCAGUCCAUCUCGCGGCCGCUGGGCACCACAGCAAUCUUCACGUGUGUGGCACAGGGAGAGCCCACCCCCCAGCUCACCUGGCUGAAGAACGGGCAGAUCCUGGAGACCAACGACAACGUCAAACUGAGGAACAACAACAGCACCCUUACUAUCUAUGGGAUUAGCCUGGAGGAUGAGGCUAUUUACCAGUGCAUUGCGGAGAACAGCGCAGGCUCCACCCAGGCCAGCGCCCGGCUCACUGUGCUCUGGGUGGACGGGUUACCCAGUCCCCCUCGAGACGUGAAGGCUGUGACGGCCUCCUCCACUGCCAUCCAGGUGUUGUGGAGCCAGCCCCUGCAGAACACACAGGAGAUAAUCGGCUAUGUGCUGCACAUCCGCAAAACCAUAGAUCCCAUUGAAAUGGAGUACCAGGAAGCUGUUAGUAAAAGUACUUUCCAACAGUUGGUGUCUGACCUGGAGCCUUCCACCAGCUACGCGUUCUACGUGAAGGCCUACACCUCCCGCGGAGCCAGCAAGCCCUCAGAGACGGCCACAGAGAAGACGCUGGGGGAAGUUCCAGCCACCCCAUCACUCUUUAUUAAGGUUUUAAACAGCACAUCAAUCCAGGCCACAUGGGAGCCCUCUAUUAAGCUGGGCAUGCACAGGGGCUUUAAGCUGUAUUACCGCAAGGUCCACGUCUCGCACUUCACUGGCCCACUGCAGCUGCCCAGCAACAUCACGUCCUUCAACAUCACCCAGCUCGACCCCUCUGUGGUGUAUGAAGUAAAGCUCCUUGCUUUCAACCAGCAUGGAGAAGGGAACUCCAGCGUGCGCUUCGUAUCCCUGCGAGACACCGUCGAGCGCUCAGUGCUGAAUACCCCCUGCAACUGUGUAAAGGAUGAACAAAACAAAACUUCAACCACAGGCAUCAUCAUUGGGAUUCACAUCGGAGUCACCUGCAUCAUCUUCUGUGUCUUGUUCCUCAUGUUCGGAUAUCGUGGAAGGUUGCUCAUGUGUAAGAACGCACAGGAUCACUUGGCCACGCCUCAGGUCACCCGCAAUCAGACCAGGAGCUCAGCAGGGCUGGUGAUGAACAGAGUGUCGCGGAGGGACCUCGAUGAGACUGGGAACACUGGGAAACAGCCUGCCGAUACCAACGAGCUGGAGAGGCUGUUCCCAGGGACCCCACUCCGAGAACAGCCUGACAAAGGGAACGAGACUGACAACAUCCCUGUCACGUUGCACGACGAGACACAAAUCUCCACCCUCCCGCUAGAUGAAUUCAGCAUCACGGAAGAACGACAGCCGCCGAGUGAGAGUGCUCCAGUAGGGGGCGCCACUGGCCCUUCCCAGAACCACCUCCACCGAGCCGAGGAACAAGGAUGAACGCCAAGUUUUAGAACGCCUCUUGUAGGAUUCUUAUUAACAGUCUCAGGUCAACUGCAUGCUUCUUUUUUUAUUUAGAUUUUUUUGAAGGAUUGAUACUCAAGCUGCCCUUGAAAUGCCGUCAGGUCAGGUUUUUAUAAUUCUCGUCAGAUUCAGCCCUUUUAUCUUAUUUCUCUUAUUUUCUUUUGUUCUUAUGAAUGAUAAGAUGCUGUCAUAUUGGAUAGAUGGACGUUUCUUUAUCGCCGUCUCUCCAGAGGCUGGUUACAGGACACCGCUGUAAGGGACAACAGACCGAGAUUGCCAUCUUCAGCAAAGCCUGUUUGACAGACUUGUAGAUUUCAAUGAAUUGUUUAAUGUUGACAGCCCAGUUCCUACAUUUGUAGGCCUUUUAAUUUUAGAAAAGGAACUGUAAAGUCCUGCCAAUAACCUACCAAUGAUUCCAAACAAGGGGAUGCCAGAAGAGGCCUGCUCCAGGGAGUUCUCAGGAUUAUUUUUUUACUAUAAAGUUGUUUUUUUUUGCUCAGCUAUGUCAACGGUCUGCCCUACAUGUAGGCUAUUAUAGACUUGGCUAACAACCCUUAGGAUGCUCAAUAUGAACCUACCUCAGCCGGAAAUGAAUGUCUUCUGGGAAGCCACAGCUGUUGUGUCUUCCUUGGUUUUCAACGAGUAUCAUAUCACUUGGUCUGUACUUGUUUAGUACUACCUCAAAAAAAAAAAUUAUUCUGUUACACACCUGCUACAAAAUAUUUCCAACAUAAGCACUUCCUAACACUGAAGGCAAUGUUCUACCUCAAGUUUUUUUUAUUUGUUUUAUGUAUUAUAAAAAGUUCAUAUCUUUUUGUCGGGGGGGGGGGGGGGGGGGGUUCUCUUCCCUCCUUUGUUUGAUCUACUUGUGGAUUUGAUGGAGUCUCAAAAAACUGUAAAGGACAAGGUGUUGUAUGAAACUGUUCUUGUGAAGACUUUUAAAAUAGUGUUUCAUAUUUAGUAAUUGUGUUUCUGUAGUGUGUUCUGACAAAAAAAACAAAACCCUCUAGUAUUUUUUUUUGUGUGUAAAGACAGUUAGAUAUACAUUGUGCUGCUACUAGUACCCUGAGGAUACUUGUACAAAAAACAGCAACGCAGGUUCUGAAGAAUAAAAAUUAUAUCAUUUAUAAUUAACAAUAUAUAGCUGUACCCCUAAGGACUGUUUUGGGAAGUAUGAUUUAAAAAAUUCUAAGCAGUGAAUGUGUCCACUUAAAAGAAAAUUUGAAAGCUGAUAUUCAGCAGUACCAAGACCUGUUCUUGACUAUACUUUGUUCUGUGGGUCAGCUGAAUUGAAGGAUAGAAAUGGAAUGCACCUAAUUAUUUAUCAGUCAUGUAAAUGAUAUUGGCGUCAGACAAGUGUCACAGACCAGUUUACCAGCACCCUGGUAUUGAUUUCAACCAUGUCAUUCCCACAGAAAAGUACUUGGGUUGUACAGAAAAAAGAGAUGCAAGUAAACUGAAUAUAAUGGUACCUGCAUGCAUUAAAGUAACAAAGUGAAGUAACUCCAGCAUCAUGGGAACUUGUUUCAAAGCUGUUAUUUGAUGAUGCUGUACGAUCAGCUCAUUCUCACCUACUGUAUAAAUUCAACCUUGUCCUGUCUUUGUCCAUAUGACCGACGACAGUGCUCAAGAAAAGACACUCGGGCUGUGGCACUGUGGUGGACGAUUUCUGCCUGAAAAAGAGUACAGUUACGUUUCAGUUCCCUUUUUUUCUGGGCCAGUCAGUAUAAUUCAGUCUUUUUUAAAUGUGUAAAACGAGUAGCUCCUGUUCCCAGGGGUAUGAGUGGCAGUGUCUUCUGUGGAGCUCGUCUUUAAAGCCUUAGAGCUGGUGGUUCUGUACUGUAGCUUGAGUAGAUGCAUGUGCCAGGUCCCCUACCUCAAUACAAGCAGCCAUUCUCUCAUGGUGGUCUGUAAGUUUAUAUAAUCAGUAAGUCCAGGAAAGUUCAAUACAGGUUGUACAUUAACACAGUCUACUGCAAGGGCAUUCACUGCAGGUUCACUGGAGUAUGUGGACAAAAAAAAUUUAAAUAUCAUUUCAGGUAAUGAAUGUAAUAGAUUUGUGACUUUUAUUAUUGUUGCUUUAUGUAUUCUCUUUUUCGCAUUACAAUGUUUUAUGUGGUUUGUACAGUUCUGUACUCAGGAGUGUUUAAAAAUCGCAAAUAGUGAUAUCUUAUGGUAUAGAUGUAGUGUGGUUGAACUACAUUUCCCAGAGUGCAAUGUGACACGCUCCACACUGUAGUGUACUGAUUAUCAGGACCCUGUGGUUGAGUGUUAGCUAUAUAGUAAUUCUGCAUAGUAUAGAGGUACACUAUAAAGCCAUAGCACCUGCUUACAUACGCAACAUAUUAGAAAGUUUUCAGACUGCAACACAGCAUAGCUAUGCCAGGGAUCAUGUGACCAUACUUCCAUUUUAUUGCAACAAAUCCCCAUCGACAAGAGGAAAACAUGGAACCUGUUUUCCACAUUCUCUGUUGCCUCAAACACUCAAGUCGCUGACUCAGUAGUCCUUGUUAUAUGCAGUACACAAAGGCCUGGAAUAGUUAACUCUGUGAAAUGCAAAACGGGGGGAAGCACUGAUAAAUCCACUCUCCAGACUGAGAUGCUCAGAAUUCCAGGCAUACUCCAACCUUCUGAAUAAAGAAAGUAUUUCAAUGGUAUGAACCAGUAAUUGUAGCUCAACAAAUAUUUUCUUUUAAAGUAUGUUUCAAUUGAAAUUUGCUUUGUCAUCCACAGUGUUUUUCACGUGUGUUUUUAUAUGUAAAAAAAACAACAAUGACCAUCAUCACAGAAUUUAAAGGGUCUAAUGUGAUAAUGUGCCAGAGUGAUAUCUAUGAGUGUGUAAUACUUGUGUUUGCCCUUGAACGGAAUAGAUCCGUCCAGAAAGCUAGCCUGCUGUUGUUGACUGCAAAGAUUGGGAUCCCAUUCCAGAAGGAAUAUGAGAGCGGCCCACAUUUUAUCCACUAGACAGAUUAAUUAACUGGAGGAGGAUAAAUCUGACGUAACCCAAUCAAACCCUAAAUGAUCUAAUCCCAUUAAUUGCAGCGUUUACAGCAGCCUGUUAUUCUGGGCAGAUUAACAUCCCGAGACUCUGAGAGGGACUUCAGGGAAUGUGUCCUCAUGGUAUUGUUUGAGUAGCUAGUAGUGUGAUAGUAGUAACAGGGUAUUUUUCUACUGUUCGAGUCCAGGUAUUUAUUUUGUAAAGCUUCUCUGUAGUGCUCAAGAUCACAUGGGAGGGUGAAGCUUCCACCAGCCAAAUAAACAGCAGUGUAUGUAUUAAAGAAAAGUUAUAAAGGCAACUCCACUUCAACCCAUUAAUUAUCCAGUUUGGACUUUCCCACUGCCUUCUUAACUAAAUACAAUAAUACACACUCGGCCUGCGUCAAUGCAGGUUACUGGUAUUAAGGGUGGCUCUAUUAAACUGUUAAUGUUCAGACCUCAGCAAGGGCAUUUAUGUCCAACUUUCAACUGCAUUUUCGUUUUUCAGUAGCGGCUAAUUCCUCUUGUCCUGAGUUUACCCCAUUUUCGGAAUUGCCCAGUGGAAUAGACAUAGAAUUAACACGCAGUUAAGCUCCAAAUAUUGCUAUGGCAACAGCAGGGUAUUUAAGAGAUUGUAGUAAGAAGCUCAAACCUUGAGUCCUGAAAAACAAACAGUUUGCUGUGCCAAAGUGUUGCUGGUUCAGCUUUUAAAAGCUUUGAAAAGGAUCAGGAUGAAUAGACCACAAAUUCUUCUGAAUAUGUAGUAUCAAACACUUUGGUGUUCAACAAUUUAGUUGUUAGAGAAUUAGAAUCCCCCUACUGUUUCUAGGAGCUCGUCACAAAGAACAGUUCCCCUUUUUCCCUCCCUGCUAGCUUUUCUUUAUGUACGGCUGAAAUAUUGUCAGUGUAUUUCAAUAGUUUGUGUUCCCUUUCUGUUUUCUAUAUGCUCAGGGCAAUCACUCAAAGCCUCAACGCUGUCAGAAGUUUGCAGAGCAUUUCCCUUCAUGCUAAAUUUCUGCUGCACGUUGUCUAAACCCCGUACCCCCUCCUGCUUGAAGACUUGCUGGUGUGAAGCUUGAAGCCUCGCAGUUUACUCAGUACCACUCUUGUGAUUCUGGAAAUGUGUUUGUUACAAAACCAAUCUUAAUCUAUACGUAGAAGUGUUACCAUGAAGUAGUGUAUCUCACAUAUGUUCCCUUAUAUUAUGUACUGUAUAUACUGUAAACAUAACGGAGAGAGAUGAACUAACCCAUGUACGAGCAAACGCUGCUCAAGCUGUGACACUGGAGUAUAUCAGCUAUCCAAGACUCUGAAAUAUAUUCACUGGUGAUGUCACAACAGCAGAUGCAAUGCUGAAAUCUUUUUUAAAAUGUUAGUAUUUGUUAUGUUCUCCAGUUUGGCAAAUGGGACACGUAUUUCAGGGUGAUGAGCUUCAGACAGGGACUUCAGCUUUAGCCCCCACUCUGUGGCCAUUAUAAAGGGAUCUGCAGUACCCACGGCUGUUUGGCUGUAACCGACCAGCAUCUGUAGCAACUACACUGCAGGGAAAAAGAAUAUCUGCAGAGUGCAACAUUCCGGUAUGGAUUCCCCUCGACAGCGCAGGGGCAUUUCAAAUACUGCGCAAUGUGGAAACGGCUCAAACGCCAAAAAGCAGAAGCCCCUGUUCAGCUGCCUGUUUAAUCAAAUCCCACAUGCACGAUAGGUCAGAACAGCCGAUGAGAAGUUAAGAUCUAAAAUAAAAGCACAAACUUUAUUCAGGUCACAAUUCCUCUGCUAGCUGUAGCUGCUGAAGAUCUCGGAUUGCCCGUCCUUGUCCCAGGCUCAGCCCUUGGACCUAUGUUUCAGGUAAAGAGGAGUUCUCAAAGCCUUGUGUCAGGAAGCACUUUUUUUUUUUUUUUCUACAAAGUUGUAUUCUCCAUCUCUGUUGAAGUCCCGCUGAUGCUAUGACUGUUGGUCAGUUAUAAAAUAAAAAAAACAACUAGAUGAUUUUGUAGUUCGUAUUGUUUAGAGUUCAUUGUGAGAC